AUGAAUUACGAGGCAAUCUUCAAAGCAUUCGACAAGGACCGAGAUGGGUUUCUAUGUGGCAAGGAGCUGGGCAAGUGUAUGAAAAAAGCACUGGGAGGCAAAUACAAUAAAGAUGAUCUCAAGUUCAUUAUCUCAUGUGCAGAUAAGGACCUAAACGGGAGAAUGGAUGCAGAAGAGUUCCGUGUAGCAGUUACAGUACUGAAGAAAGUAAAGUUGGCGGAGCUUAAAGAGCUGCGAGAUGUGUUCACUGGGUUUGACCUGGAUGGAAACGGGACAAUAUGUAGUAGUGAAUUUGAGAAGUGCAUGGAGAGACUGGGACAAGCUCUGUCGCCUGAAGAGUGUAAAGAGAUGAUAAAUCAUGCUGAUAAGGAUGGAGACGACCUUAUUAGCUACCUCGAGUUUGCUCUAAUGGUGAAGGAGGCAGAGGAAAAGCAUGAAAUGAUGGGCGACGAGGAGUCACUAAAGGAAGCGUUUAAGAUGUUUGAUGAGAACGGUGACGGUCACAUUGACAAGGAAGAGUUGAAACAGGUUCUAGCCACCAUGAACCCCGACCAAAAGCACAGUGAUAAGGAGUUGGAGGACAUGUUUAAACUGGCUGAUCUGAAUGGAGAUGGGAAGAUCACGUUUGAGGAGUUCAAGGCACUCAUCAACAUUUGAGGGCAGUUUUACAAUGACUUUACAAUCUCGUGUUAUUUUAACCCAACAACUAUUGGAUUGUCAACAGCAACUGACUAUAGAUUGCUUGAUCAUGUUAACAAGUUUGGAUUCAAUUUCACGGAUGAUGCGGUUUUAAUUUCUUCGAAAUGUGACUCCAGGCAAAGCGCCUGGUUAGUCCUUACCAAUGGACAAGUGUCAAUAUUCGAGGUUCAACAGGACCAGACCCAGCCUUCAGUGUGACCUACCACAACUCAACAAGUCUUUAAUAACCCCUUACCGAUCCAUGGAGUUGAUGUUAUUUGUGGAUUAUUUAUAGCUUUGAAUUUGUAACAGUCUGGUCACUUUAGCUGUAGACAAAUUGACUGUAGAUAUUCCUUUCAAAAUUACCUUGUGUCUUUAUUGUUGAAAAAGUGCACAAAAUAACACAUUUUUAAACGAUUUUUCAAUAUUUCAUAUCAGCAACAUAAUAUAAUCCUAUAACACAUUUCAAGCUUAUAGCUAUACAUGACAUGCUGAUCGACAAAUAAAAGUUUAGUAAGUCACAAUAAUUUGUCAAAAAUGUCAGCCUGAAUUACAAAUUAGGACAGUAACACCACAUUCCACAGUUAAUUCUACAGGCAGAUCAGGCGUCAGGCACCGAAUGAGUUUAGUUGUGUUGUGGCUGUGCUGUACUGUACAGUUCAUGUUACGUAGCGGCCAAAUUGUAUCAUUGAUUCGAGCUGAAAAUUAGUUUCACGCGGAUCAAAUUAACCAAAAGCCAAGUCAUUAACAACAAGCUACGAAGAUAAUAUAAUAUUUUUCAUGUUCAGUCUACCAAAUUAAAAGCUAAUCCAGCGACAAAAGCUUGAACAAUGAUAAAAUUGGUUUCAUUAAACGGUACACAGGGUGGACCGGAAAGGGGAUUAUUAAAUUCAGAGCCGCCCAUGUAUUAUUUUACUAUUGCAUGGUAUUGCUUCUAAUUUGAUCUCACAUUGGUCAUGUCAAACUCAAGUUCGACGAUCGUCGACAUGGACCUGUUUCAGUGAUCAGUAGCUUGAUUGACGAUGUCAACCCUUCGCAGAGCAACGAUCUCGUCAGUAGAAUGAGCAAGAAUGAUAGUUCGAUCCGAUGCGAUCUUCAGUUUUUUGUUUUGAGUAUUGACCAAUUUUAGGCAUUUAAAUCAAAGACAAAACAGAUUGGACAAUAUUCAUAAAUUAAAGAAAAUCAGAGUUUACACUUUUCUUUUUGUGCCAUCUCCGUGACGGAAUGAUUUAGUUUGGUAUCAUCAUUAGUUUACCGGCUCUCUGCCACCAUUUUGCUCUUAUCUCUGAUUUGCUCUAAUAUCUCUGAUUUAUGGAAAUAAAUGCACUGCGCUUAGGUUCGUAAUUUUCAGUAAUGGAGUAAUUUUCACAAGUUUUGACUGCUUUGCAAGUAUGGAACAUU
Bolinopsis microptera is the source of this 2079-nucleotide messenger RNA. Its product is annotated as neo-calmodulin-like. NCBI's taxonomy places the organism in Eukaryota, Metazoa, Ctenophora, Tentaculata, Lobata, Bolinopsidae. The record is from RefSeq and is a predicted model, not a curated record. Bases 1 to 657 code for a protein of 218 amino acids. Gene Ontology annotation, molecular function: calcium ion binding. The transcript has a single exon.